Messenger RNA from Ostertagia ostertagi, 375 nucleotides. NCBI's taxonomy places the organism in Eukaryota, Metazoa, Nematoda, Chromadorea, Rhabditida, Trichostrongylidae. The record is from the annotation of a GenBank genome assembly.
AGGAAGCCACGCUCGCUCGAAGCAGCUCCUGCUACAACGACCUCUUCAACUCCAGCGCCAGCGCAGUCUAGUGCGCCUGCUCCCGCAGUUGCAGCCCCUGAAGCAAGUGCACAGUCAGAACCUCAACCACAGUCUACUCCUGCAGAAGUUGCCUCUUCUACUCCCGCACCGAAGCCGGCUGCAGAGACACCCCUCAACCAGCGCCUGUACAACACUUUCACCACCGAUCAGGAGUCGUCUAUUGAAGCCAUACAAGCGAUGGGAUAUCCUCGUGAUCAGGUCAUUGCCGCACUUCGAGCGGCGUACUGGAACCCUGAUCGUGCUGUGGAGUAUUUGUUGAGUGGAAUCCCUGAUGAAGAGCAAAUGCCUAUUGAA